GAACUAUCAUGUCCAUGCUGUGGUUCGUGGCCAUCGCCACUGAGUCCGAAACAUUUCCUCCGCGUCAAUCAAUAUCAACAGCGGUAACACGAACGUCCUCACAACUGGAAGCCUUCCUCACGUAAACUCGGCCUAGUUUGCGUACCGCACAAUCUGUCACAGCCCCUGUGAAUGUUAGUCCCUUUUCGGACCUCAAUGACGGCGAUUGCAACGGCUACAACUGACUGCAGUGACGGGUUGGGCCCGUUAGCUUAACAAUGCUAUUGACAGUGAGAACAACUCAAAUCGUGGACUUCCCAGCACCGUCAUUCAAAAUCAUGCUGAAAGUAUUUCCCCUGCCGCUGUUCUACGUCGGAAACCUCGUGUCAGGGUUCAUUGGAACGAAACGACUCAGCUUACCAAUGUUCACAGUAUUGCGGAGAUUUUCCAUUGUGAUGACUAUGAUUGGUGAAUUCUAUGUUCUGAAUAUGGUCGCCCCAUUAAGGAUUGUCGCUAGCGUUUUUGCCAUGGUGGGAGGCGCGCUAAUCGCCGCAGUAGACGACCUUGGUUUCGAUUUUGAAGGCUAUACGUCAGUGCUCAUCAAUGAUUUCUUCACGGCUGCAAACGGCGUGUACACUCGGAAAAAGCUCGAUGCGAAGGAUCUAGGCAAAUAUGGCCUCCUCUUCUAUAAUGCGAUGUUUAUGCUCCCGCCAUUAUUAUUAACAUCGAUUAUAACUGGCGAUCUCCAACGCGCCAUAAACUUUGUCGGGUGGACUAAUCCGAUUUUUGUGAUGUACUUCUUUUUUUCGUGCGUCAUGGGCUUUGCCUUGAUGUACAGUACGUUGUUGUGUACGGCCUAUAAUUCAGCCCUGACCACAACGAUUGUCGGCUGCCUAAAAAAUAUUAUGACGACGUAUAUAGGCAUGUGCAUUGGCGGUGAUUACAUUUUCAGCGUGAGCAAUUUUAUCGGACUCAACAUCUCCAUGAUUGGCAGUCUUUUCUAUUCGUACUUAACUUUCAUCGUACAAAGACCAAACAACGGCGCAACAAAUGUGAAAAAAACGAAAAAAACACCAGAGACAGAAAUCUUAAUUGAGCCACAGGAACUCAAGGUAGUUAAAUCGUGACGUUGGCUUUCCUAGACUUCUUUUGUAAAUACAACGUUUUGUUUUUUUGCACAACACUGAAACCUCUCAGUACCUGUACCUUAGAUAAAGGUCUGAUGGCUAUGGUGCGGGUGGAUAUAAUUUCAAAUACACAACAAAAAGCAUGUAUAAUAGAAAUCAAUAAAAACAGUUUUUGACACUUAAGGAGGGGUCAAACACGACAUCUCACAGUUGUAAGGUUGGUGCUUUACUUAGCUCGCCACUGCAGCUGUCCCACGAACUUGUGUUUCAAUUUUUAUUUGUAUGACCAGAUUUACUGAUAUUGACUGUUAAUAUAUCGGUGAAACAAUGUUAAUAGUAAACACAAAAAGGGAGAACUGUUUAUAAGUAGAUAACAGUAUAAUAGGACAACAUUACUCUACUGCCUUUCUAUUGCCUUCGUUGCAUAUAUGUACAACAUUUCUUCAUCUAUACAUACGGGUAGCCGGGAAGACGAUAUGAAGGUAUCUCGAAUAAGAGAGAACGCCAUAAAGCUAUUAAACAAGUGCCAAGUAAGAAAUACUUCUUUAUACGAAACAGCCCGAUGGACACGUAGCAGUUCGCACUUAUGCAGUAUCUGUGACUAGGCAUGUUAGUACCUAUAUAUAUUUAUAGAGAGAACAUCUACUGUGAAUAUAUAUUCUAAAUAAACGAAAAUCUCGUUUUCUA
Molecule: messenger RNA, 1793 nt
Organism: Varroa destructor (honeybee mite)
Lineage: Eukaryota; Metazoa; Arthropoda; Arachnida; Mesostigmata; Varroidae
Product: solute carrier family 35 member D2-like protein
Source: RefSeq, a predicted model, not a curated record